Messenger RNA from Puma concolor (puma), 2097 nucleotides. Lineage: Eukaryota; Metazoa; Chordata; Mammalia; Carnivora; Felidae. The record is from RefSeq and is a predicted model, not a curated record.
AUGGAGAGUCCACCACCCCAGAAGAAGUGGCAGACUCUUUCCCAGCUUCCCUAUGGGAAAGCUCUCUACAGUUAUGAGGGGAAAGAACCCGGCGACCUCAAGUUCAGCAAGGGCGACAUCAUCAUCCUGCGGCGCAGGGUGGAUGAGCACUGGUACCAUGGGGAGCUGCACGGGGCUCAUGGCUUCCUGCCCGCCAGCUACAUCCAGUGCAUCCGGCCCUUGCCACAGACCCCGCCCCAGGGCAAAGCACUUUAUGAUUUCGAGAUGAAGGACAGAGACCAGGACAAGGACUGUUUGACCUUCACCAAGGAUGAGAUCCUGACUGUCAUCAGAAGAGUGGAUGACAACUGGGCAGAAGGCAUGCUGGGAGACAAGAUUGGGAUCUUCCCCCUGCUGUAUGUGGAGCUCAAUGACUCAGCCAAGCAGCUCAUUGAGAUGGACAAGCCGUGCCCAGCUGCUGCAUCUGGCUGCCAUGCCUCCUUGCCCUCUGACCCUGGCGCGGCAGCCAGUGUGGCCCCAGGACCCACGUUAAGCAGCACUGGGGCAGUCAGUGCCUUUCAGCGGCGUGUGGACAGCAAGAAGAAUGCCAAGAAGCGCCACUCCUUCACUGCGCUCAGUGUGACACACAAGUCCUCCCAGGCCACCAGCCACAGGCACUCCAUGGAAAUUAGUGCUCCAGUCUUGAUCAGCUCCAGCGAUCCCCGGGCUGCAGCCAGGAUUGGUGACCUGGCUCAUCUGUCCUGCAGUGCUCCUGCCCAGGACUCCUCCUCCUCGGCCGGACCCGCCCCAGCGGCUGAACAGCAAGGCACAGCUCCCAAAGUCCAGCUGCCCCUCAACGUGUACUUGGCGCUCUAUGCUUACAAGCCCCAGAAGAACGACGAGCUGGAGCUGCGAAAGGGUGAGAUGUACCGCGUCCUAGAGAAGUGUCAGGAUGGCUGGUUCAAGGGGACAUCCCUGAGGACUGGACUGUCUGGGGUGUUCCCAGGAAACUACGUGACCCCCGUCUCCAGGGCUCCGGUAGGAGGGGCUGGGACACCCCGGAAUAAUGUUGUUGGAGGGUCUCCACUGGCCAAAGGGAUGGCCACAACGAUCCACCCAGGUGGUGGAAGCCUGAGCAGCCCAGCCACUGCCACGAGGCCAGCCCUUCCCCUCACCACACCCCAGGCCCAGCACCAGGCGGCCGCCCCCCCAGUGGGCAGUUGUCUGCGGCACACAGCCCAGCCGGCCACCAGCCAAGCCCGGGGCACCGUCCCCACAGCUGCCCACUCCUCAGCCCAGGCUCAGGACCGACCAACGGCCACCGUGUCGCCCCUGCGCACCCAGAACUCCCCGUCCCGCCUGCCCACCGCCAGCCUCAGACCCCACUCCGUGGUGUCCCCACAGCACAUCCACCAGCCCCAGGUGCAGACGGUCAUCGGGGCCCAGUGCCCCCGGCCGGCCAUCCCACUUACGUCUGCAGCAUCAGCCGUCACACCUCCCAAUGUCAAUGCCGCCAACCUCAACGGGGAGGCUGGAGGGGGGCCUGUCAGUGGCCUGUCGACAUCCAGCCCCACCAACACAGGAUGCAGACCAGAUGAGAAAAAAAAUGAGAAGAAAGAGAAGAAAAGUGGACUGCUGAAGCUUCUUGCUGGGGCGUCUACCAAGAAGAAAUCUCGCUCCCCACCAUCCAUUUCUCCAACCCACGAUGCCCUGGUGGCAGUGGACACCUCACUCCAGGGUGCCGUGGGACCCGAAGUAUCCUCACUGUCCAUCCAUGGCAGGGCAGGGUCCUGCCCCAUAGAGAGCGAGAUGCAGGGUGCAGUGGGGAUGGAGCCACUGCACAGAAAGGCAGGCUCCUUGGAUCUGAACUUCUCCUCAUCUCCCUCCAGGCAAGCGCCUCUCUCCAUGGCUGCCAUCCGUCCGGAGCCCAAGCCUUUGUCCAGGGAGAGGUACCGCGUGGUGGUCUCUUACCCUCCCCAGAGCGAGGCAGAGAUCGAGCUGAAGGAAGGUGACAUUGUCUUUGUGCACAAGAAGCGUGAGGACGGCUGGUACAAGGGGACCCUGCAGAGGAAUGGCCGCACCGGUCUCUUCCCGGGAAGCUUCGUAGAGAGCUUCUGA